AUCUUCCUCCAAUGCUCCAAGUCCUCGCUGCGAUGGCUACUGGUAGUAGUGCUUCUAAGGCUGGCGCUGCCUCCGUAUCCGGCCUCGCCCUUGUCGUAGUCGCGUUCGUCCUCCUUGACGCCGCUUCCGUGAGCCAUGCUCAGCUGCAGGUGGGGUUCUACGUCGGUAAGUGCAAGGGCACGGACGUGGAGGCGGUCAUCCGAGGCGUCGUCCAGGCGCGCUUCAAGCAGGAUCCUUCUAUUCUUCCUGCUCUCCUCCGUAUGCAGUUCCACGACUGCUUCGUGAGAGGCUGCGACGCCUCGAUACUGUUGGACGGGCAGAGUAGCGAGAAGAACGCCGGCGCGAACGCUAGCGUGCGAGGAUAUGAGCUGAUCGACGAGAUCAAGGCGGCGCUGGAAAAGGCGUGCUCCGGCGUCGUCUCCUGCGCCGACAUCAUCGUCGCGGCCACGAGGGACGCCGUCGUCUUGGGCGGAGGAACGCGAUACGAUGUGCAAACCGGGAGAAGGGACGGUUUACGGUCGAGCGUGAACGACGUCAAUCUACCCGGACCAAGCAUUCCGAUUUCCAACGCGAUCGGGUUUUUUAACGCCAAAAAAAUCAGCACGGAAGACAUGGUUUUAUUGCUGGGUGGGCACACAGUUGGGAUAACGCACUGUCUCUUUAUAUCGAAUCGGCUCUGGAACUUCAACGGUUCGGGUGGACCGGACCCGAGCAUGGACCCGGCUCUGGUUCGUAGCCUCCGGGUCACGUGCCCGCAGAACGGCGACGGCGACAACAACCCGGUGAACCUGGACCAGAACGCCACCAGCGCCAACGUGGUGGACAACAGCUUCUUCAAGCAGAUCAUGGCGAAGCGGGGCGUGCUCCAGAUCGACCAGCGGCUGGCCGAUGACGGGCAGACGAGGAGCACCGUCGCGGGGCUCGCCGCCGGGAAGCUGGACUUCGGGAAGCGCUUCGGCGGGGCGAUGGUCAGGAUGGGAGCUAUCGAGGUGCUCACGGGCUCUCAGGGGGAGGUCAGGAAGUCGUGCCGGGCGGUCAACAAACAAUCGGUGGAGGCUACGCUGGAGGAGAUCGUCGAUGGGCUGCUGGCGGCGCAAUGAUGCGUCGGAGUUGAAGCUUUAAUUAGGUUCUUAAAGGAGCAGUUCGCUUGCAGUAGGCAGUCGUUGUUGUAGUCUUGUUUCUUAUGCUCUGCCUCAGUGAUCUCUCAGCUUCAAUAAAUAAGAAAAAAUUAUGAACA
This is a messenger RNA of Zingiber officinale, 1237 nucleotides long. RefSeq names its product peroxidase 57-like. The record is from RefSeq and is a predicted model, not a curated record. NCBI's taxonomy places the organism in Eukaryota, Viridiplantae, Streptophyta, Magnoliopsida, Zingiberales, Zingiberaceae. Bases 12 to 1100 code for a protein of 362 amino acids. Gene Ontology annotation, biological process: hydrogen peroxide catabolic process; response to oxidative stress. The transcript is spliced from 4 exons. Gene Ontology annotation, cellular component: plasmodesma; plant-type cell wall. Gene Ontology annotation, molecular function: peroxidase activity; heme binding.